Molecule: messenger RNA, 489 nt
Organism: Helobdella robusta
Lineage: Eukaryota; Metazoa; Annelida; Clitellata; Rhynchobdellida; Glossiphoniidae
Exons: 4
Coding region: 1-489 (162 amino acids)
Source: RefSeq, a predicted model, not a curated record
AUGUUUGGCUGUGGCUGUCCAAUGAGAAGGCUCGAAACGAGGGAAAAAUGUCUGAGGAUCCAAUCACGCGUCUCCAAUAAUACGUGCUUAGAUGUCGUUCCAAUCCUAUGGUCGAAUGUGUAUGGAGACGAAGCAGAUGACGAUGAUGACGACGAUGAUGCUAGUAACGAUAGCAGCAGCAGUAGCAGCAGCAGCAGCAGUAGUAGUAGUAGUAAUAGCAAUGGUAGUAGCAGUAAUGAUAUUAUUCAUGUGAUUGAAGAGUUUGACGAACUUGUCAGAUGCACCGAGAAAGAAAAAGAAGUUUAUCCACCUGGUUCUUGUGUGACAGCAUUCCGGAAGUGUUCUGGUGACGUCAUUUGCCGGAAGCUGAUGACCGACGUCUGGGAGAGCUGUCGAGUUGGAAGCGGCGUCUACAACAACAACAGCUAUUUUCAUGCCAAUGCGGAAGCGAAAUUAGUUCGAUAUCGAGCAUUCGAUCUUACGGCGUAG